CACCUGCCCGUCAUGGAUCCCACCGAUUUGCUUCCGCUGGUCGACCAGCUGGACGAUGAUGUCGAUGUUUUGGAGGAGGCUCUUGCGCCGCUUUUGAACAGCGCGGUCACCGAGACUUCGAAGAAACUUCCUGUGAUGGACAAGGCGAAAUACCAUGUCAUGGUCACAUACGCUUUGGAAUCGCUGAUUUUCUCGUACCUGCGUCUUCAUGGCGUGAACGCCAAAGACCACCCGGUCUUCCGAGAACUGACUCGAGUGAAACAAUACUUCGCAAAAAUCAAGGCGCUGGAGACCGAGCCGGAGCAGCGGACUAUGACACUGGACAAGGAAGCUGCGGGUCGAUUCAUCAAGCACGGUCUUGCCGGAAAUGACAAAUACGACAUGGAGCGCAAGGAACGAGAGGCAAAAGAAAAAGCGCGCGCGCAGUUCAAGGCAUCACUGCUCGCCAAGAAGCAAGGUGACGCGCCCCAGCAAUCGUCCGAGAACCCCACGAAUGGCUCGGAGUCCGAGUCCGAAUCCGGCUCCGACGAUGAAAUGAAGAUCGAUGAACCGAAGGCCGAAACUACUGCCAAACAAUCGAAGAACACCGCCAAGGCUGCUAAGCCAGAGCAGAAGAAGAAGAACAAGCAGGGGAAGGAUAAGGGCGAGAAGAAAUCCAAGAGCAAGAACAAGCGCAGCAAAGAAGGACGAACCGAAGACAAGAAAGAGAGGAGAAACAAGAAGAAGGAAGUUCGGAAGGACUAGCGAGGGUAGAGUCUCGCGAGCCUGAUCGGCUGGACCCGAUCGUCAGGCUUGAUGUUCGUCUGUUACUGAUCUAGUUUAUUGCAUCUGGGGAUAGAUUCAGGGCAGUGUUAUCCCAUUUCCA
Messenger RNA from Aspergillus steynii IBT 23096, 865 nucleotides. RefSeq names its product Sas10/Utp3/C1D family protein. Gene Ontology annotation, cellular component: nucleolus; exosome (RNase complex). The coding region runs from base 13 to 744 and encodes 243 amino acids. Lineage: Eukaryota; Fungi; Ascomycota; Eurotiomycetes; Eurotiales; Aspergillaceae. Gene Ontology annotation, biological process: regulation of gene expression; maturation of 5.8S rRNA. Gene Ontology annotation, molecular function: RNA binding; DNA binding. The record is from RefSeq and is a predicted model, not a curated record. The transcript is spliced from 4 exons.